CAUCACUUUACCAUUAAUACUCUGUCCUUAACCCCUCUUUAGUCCAGUGUCUUGGAUCAACAGCUAUCUUAGUAAUAGCAGCCAGAGGAUGUUAAUUUGAAAAAUCAACAAAUUAAUCAGCUCAGGAGGGAUGCACAGGUGGAGGGUGAGUGCUAUUGUCUAUCAGCAAGGCCCUUAUUGUACAUUUGGCUGGACAAGAAAAUCCCCAUGGCAACACACUGGAGAAGGGCAUGAUGGAGCAGAUGGCUAUUCCCAUACUCUCUUCACUCGUGCUUGCCAGACAGACGAUGCUACAGGUGUGACAAGAUGUCCAAGCUGGAUCAAGGCCCAGUCCCAGAUGGAUGAGAGGGACAGCUGAAGGACAUGGCUGAAAUGCAUGCAGUGGAGACAGGAGCAGAUGGUCUGAAGAACAUCUUCUAUCUGUUGCAUCCAGAGGGGUUUCUGGGUCAGGAUGGCCAAUACGGGAACCCAAAUGGGCUGGUGGAGGAGCAGGAUGCAGGUGUUUUAAGUGUCACCACUUCGUUCACGAUCGCAGAGACAUGGUCCAUGAUCGGAGAGACAUUGUUGAGGAUGAGGGAGACAUCGUCCACGAUCAGAUACAUUGUCCAUGAUCGCAGAGACCUUGUCAAAGAUGAGAGAGGCGUUGUCCAUGAUCAGAGACAUUGUCCCAUGCUUCGUAGAGACCUUGCGAUAGAAUCGGCGGAGACGGGGGUCACCGAUUUGACGGCACUGCCCGCGAUCAUGGAGACGUUGUCGAUGAUCACAGAGACACCGUCUAUGAUCUCAGAGACAUCGUCCACGAUCACAAAGACAUUGUCCAUGAUCACAGAGACUUUGUCCAUAAUCUCAGAGACAUUGUCCGCGAUCGCAGAGACGUCGUCCAUGAUCACAGACGUGUGGUCCACGAUCACAGAGAGUCUUCGUGCAGUGAAGACGUUCUUAGAGACCAGGACUGAAGCCUCCAGGUUUCACCACUUCAUCCACAACAUUCUCCAUGAUCACGGAGACGCUGUCCAUAAUUGCAGAGACCUUGUCAAAGAGGAGAGAGCCAUCGUCCAUGAUUCCAGACGUUGCACAUAAUUUCAGAGACAAGUUACCCCAAUGAGCACAGAGGAAAAAAAGAAGAGCAAUCAAUCGUCCGAGGAUUUGAGAAACAAAAUAGUGGAAAAGCAUGGACAAACUCAAGGCUACAAGUUCAUCUCCAGAGAUCUUAAUGUUCCUGUGUCCACUGUGCGUAAUGUCAUCAAGACUGAAGAAAAAUUGCAACAAAGGAUUGUUCUAAUGGUGGAUAAAGAACCUCGAUCGUCUUCUAAAGAAAUUCAAGCUGACCUUCAGACAAAGGGUAUAAUAGUGUCAGCUUGCACCAUCUGAACAAAAUUGGACGCUAUGGUAGGACAGUAGGAGACCAAGGAGGACCCCACUGCUGACACACAGACAUAAAAAAGCCACUGGAGCUGUUUUGGUAGAGCUCAUCAUUGUUCUGUUUACAGAAAAUGAAAUGAGACCUUCAAAGAAAAGAACAUGGUCUGUACAGUCAACCAUGGUGGAGGUUAACUGAUAUUUUGGGUCUGCUGCUUGUGGCACCAGAUGCCUUGACUGUGUUCAUGGCAUCAUGAAAUCUAAAGACUAUGAAAGAAUUUUGGAGCACAAUGUAGGGUCCAGUGUCAGAGAGCUGGGUCUCCAUCAGAGGUCAUGGGUCUUUCAGGAGGACAAUGACCCAAAGCAUACUUCAGAAAGCACCCAGAAAUGGCUGAAGACAAAGCGCUAAAGAGUUCUGAAGUGGCCAACAAUGAGUCCAAAUCUAAAUCCACAUAACACCUGUGAUCUUAAAACAGCAAUUGUGAGAAGGCAUCCUUCAAAUCUGAGAGACCUGGAGCAGGAGGCAAAAGAGAAAUGAUCCAAAAUUCCACUGGGGAAGUGUAAUAAACUCAUUCAUGGUUACAGGAAGUGAUUGAUUUCAGUUAUAUUUUUCCUAUUGAUGUGCUACAAAAUAUUAAGUUGAGGGUGUCGAUAAUUUUGACCAGUCCACUUUUGGAGUUCUGCGUGGAAUUAUAUCAGAUUUGUUUUUUUUCUUAGCUUUUUUGUGUUGUUCCACUGCAAACAAAAGAAAUUAACGCAAACCAACAAAACAUUCGGGGAGAAGUGGUGCAUAAUCUGAAAGAAGUACAGGGGUGACAAUAUUUUUGGCUAUGACUGUAUAUAAUUUAAUGUCAGUGCUCUC
Messenger RNA from Lates calcarifer (barramundi perch), 2221 nucleotides. RefSeq lists its product as uncharacterized. The record is from RefSeq and is a predicted model, not a curated record. The coding region runs from base 364 to 1080 and encodes 238 amino acids. Lineage: Eukaryota; Metazoa; Chordata; Actinopteri; Centropomidae. The transcript is spliced from 6 exons.